Molecule: messenger RNA, 4194 nt
Organism: Acinonyx jubatus (cheetah)
Lineage: Eukaryota; Metazoa; Chordata; Mammalia; Carnivora; Felidae
Gene: KLHL1
Product: kelch like family member 1
Exons: 11
Coding region: 857-3109 (750 amino acids)
Molecular function (GO): protein binding
Source: RefSeq, a predicted model, not a curated record
GUGCACAUCUGCGUCACUUACAGGGGAGGAGGAGGCGAUGAGGCAGAGAGAAAAUUGUACUGUGAGGACCUUGACAGCUUCACGGGCGGGCUUUUCCUUUUGCCUUCCUAUAUUUUCUGGAAUAUUUAUUCUUCUCUUUUACAAACUGACUAUAUAAAACCACCCCUUCUCGCCUUGCAGAAGGCAUAUGACUUUCUCAAAGACACCCGUCAAGCUCUCAGAGCAUCCUCGGAGAAGCCAGGCACAGGGGCGCAGGUGCACCGAGAAGACUAGGGGGUGCGCUUCUUCGCGACUUGGGGCGCGCUCUCUCUCUCGCUCUAUCUCUCUCUCUCUCCCUCUCUCUCCCUCUCUCUCCCUCUCUGCGCUCUCCAGGCACUGAACUCUGAGCUGCAAGGACAGGAGAGCCGACACCUUCCCGACUGAGGUUUUGCCACGGGUGCAUCCCAGGGAGGUGUAUCCAGCUGCCGCCGCCUCCCGGGCUUCCGAGCGUGCAGACCUCCCUUCUUCGCGCACCUCCAUCACCAGGGUCGUCCCUCCCUGCCGUAACCACGGGGCCCCCGCGGGCGGAUCAAGGAUUCUCAGCCCUCUGCGUCCGGCUCCUGCCUCUGCUCGCAGCCAGUGGGCUCCCCACGCGCGGGUCCUUGCGGACCUGACCGCAGCUGAGCGGCGCGGCUCUGCCGUCCGCGCUCGGGUGGUUGCCUAGCAGGGCGCGCAGCCCGCCUCGCCGCGAGUGCUCCCGGGGUGCAGAGGGCGCAGUCCGCCGCCUCCUCCAACCCCGAGCUCUGCUGGCCUCCCCCACCAGCUGCUCUGUCUACUCCCGCGCCCGCUGAGGUCUCUUUGCCUUCUUGCGUCAAGCAUGUCAGGCUCUGGGAGAAAAGACUUCGAUGUGAAGCACAUCCUGCGACUCCGCUGGAAACUCUUCAGCCACCCGUCGCCAGCCCCAGGCGGCCCGGCGGGGGGCGGCUGCUUGCAACAGGACGGCAGCGGCAGCUUCGAGCACUGGGGCCCCAGUCAGAGCCGCCUGCUCAAAAGCCAAGAGAAGGGCAGCGUGAGCACUUUCUGGAAGAAGCCUUCCUCUUCUUCCUCCUCUCCUUCGUCUUCCUCCCCUUCGUCUUCCUCCUCUUCCUUUAAUCCACUGAAUGGCACCCUGCUGCCAGUGGGCACAAGGUUGCAGCAAGGGGCGCCGGGGCAGGGCACCCAACAGCCAGCCAGGACUCUCUUCUACGUGGAGUCUCUAGAGGAGGAGGAGGUGCCAGGCAUGGACUUUCCUGGACCACACGAUAAAGGGCUGGUCCUGCAAGAGCUCAAAGUGGAGCCGGCCAACUCAAGCCAGGCAACAGGUGAAGGAUGUGGACACAGGUUGUCAGCAACUAGCCAUUCACUGACACCUCAAAGUGAUAUGGACUCCAGUAGCUCUGAAGAAUUCUAUCAGGCCGUUCACCAUGCUGAGCAAACCUUCAGAAAAAUGGAAAGUUAUUUGAAACAACAGCAACUCUGUGAUGUUAUCCUCAUUGUUGGGAACCGAAAGAUACCUGCGCACAGGCUUGUCCUGAGCUCAGUCUCCGACUAUUUUGCUGCCAUGUUUACAAGUGAUGUUUGUGAAGCCAAGCAAGAGGAGAUCAAGAUGGAAGGCAUAGACCCCAAUGCCCUCUGGGACCUUGUCCAGUUUGCAUAUACAGGUUGCUUGGAGUUAAAGGAAGACACCAUUGAAAACCUUCUUGCUGCAGCGUGCCUUCUUCAGCUCCCUCAAGUAGUAGAAGUGUGCUGCCACUUCCUCAUGAAGCUGUUGCACCCAUCCAACUGUUUGGGGAUCCGAGCCUUCGCAGAUGCUCAAGGAUGCAUUGAAUUAAUGAAGGUGGCCCACAGCUACACAAUGGAAAACAUAAUGGAAGUUAUGAGAAAUCAAGAGUUUUUACUGCUUCCAGCUGAGGAGCUCCAUAAACUCCUGGCCAGCGAUGAUGUAAAUGUCCCUGAUGAAGAAACCAUCUUCCAUGCAUUAAUGAUGUGGGUCAAGUAUGACAUGCAGAGGAGAUGCAACGACUUGAGUAUGCUUCUUGCCUUUAUAAGACUGCCACUGCUUCCGCCACAGAUAUUGGCUGACUUAGAAAACCAUGCAUUAUUUAAGAAUGACCUGGAAUGUCAAAAACUGAUUCUGGAAGCAAUGAAAUAUCAUCUAUUGCCAGAAAGAAGAACUUUAAUGCAAAGUCCAAGAACUAAACCUAGAAAAUCUACAGUUGGAACUCUGUAUGCUGUAGGAGGAAUGGAUAACAACAAAGGAGCUACAACCAUAGAGAAAUAUGACCUCAGAACAAAUUUGUGGAUCCAGGCAGGAAUGAUGAAUGGCAGGAGACUGCAGUUUGGUGUGGCUGUUAUUGAUGACAAACUCUUUGUAAUUGGAGGUCGAGAUGGCUUAAAGACAUUGAACACUGUUGAAUGUUACAAUCCCAAAACCAAGACUUGGACUGUCUUACCACCAAUGUCAACACAUAGACAUGGUCUAGGUGUAACAGUUCUUGAAGGCCCUAUUUAUGCUGUGGGAGGCCAUGAUGGCUGGAGCUAUCUGAAUACAGUGGAGAGAUGGGACCCCCAGAGUCAGCAAUGGACAUUUGUAGCCAGUAUGUCCAUUGCCCGAAGCACAGUUGGUGUAGCAGCUUUGAAUGGCAAGUUAUAUUCAGUUGGAGGUCGUGAUGGAAGUUCCUGUUUGAGUUCAAUGGAAUACUAUGAUCCUCAUACAAAUAAGUGGAACAUGUGUGCUCCAAUGUGUAAGAGGAGAGGAGGUGUUGGAGUGGCCACGUGCGAUGGUUUUCUCUAUGCAGUAGGAGGUCAUGACGCUCCUGCUUCAAAUCACUGUUCCAGGUUACUAGAUUAUGUAGAAAGAUAUGAUCCCAAAACAGACACAUGGACCAUGGUGGCUCCUUUGAGUAUGCCCAGAGAUGCUGUUGGAGUCUGUCUCCUUGGUGACAGGUUAUAUGCCGUUGGUGGCUAUGAUGGGCAGACAUACCUCAACACUAUGGAAUCCUAUGAUCCACAAACAAAUGAGUGGACACAGAUGGCUUCUUUGAAUAUCGGGAGAGCAGGUGCCUGUGUGGUAGUCAUCAAGCAACCUUGACUUAUUUUUAUUUGGAGAGAUUUUAUUUGCUGGAGUGGUUAUUUUUAUAACAGAGAGCAAGAAUGAGAAUUUCCUGAGAUGAAAAUUCUUCAAGAACAAGGAUUUCUGUAGAUUUACCUACUGAUGUCAAAAGAGGUAGACUAUCAAAAAGAAUUAUAAGAAUAAAAAAAACCCAUCAAACUGCUGUGAAACAAUGUCUGGCCGUAUAUUAGUUAGUUCAGGAAUGGUUAUUGGUAAUUUGUUUUGUAUUGUAGAAUACAAUAACUAAAGUUACCAAAGGCUUGUUUUUCUUGAGCAAUUAAGAGGAGAGACCAAUAUUUGUGACAUGGAUAAUUUCAUGACUACAACUCAUUCAAUUGUUUUAUUAGUUGGUGGCAAUAUCAAAGAGGUCAAAGACAUGAUAUUUCGUCUGACAGAACCUGAUUGGUUUACUAUUUUCCUAAUCAGUUGUGGUCAUUCCAGGAGGCAGAAUGAUAUUUUAUUAAAACAAACACGCUUCUUCCUCAUUUUCUCAACUAUGAGAACAAUUAGAGAAACAGAUUCAUGCCUGUCUCUUGCAUUCAGAAAACAAACUGUUCUGCUAAUCAAAACUGCUAUAUCAUCAGAGUGGAUGGUUGAAAUUUGUUGCAGCCGUAUUAGCAGUCUGAAGCUGGCAAACACAAAGGAUUGUUUUCAUUAGGCUUACCACAUUGCUUUGCUUUUUGAACACACUGAGCCAAAGAAUCAGUACAAUUAUGGGCUUUUGCCUUAUGUUGAGUUCAGUGUAAGCAUGGAAGCUAGUUACUCUGAAUGUUAUAUAUAUCACUGCAUGUUCAAGUCCUUUAGAAAUUUGUUCAUAAAAAAAACAAAAACAACUUAGAAUUUUGAGGGAGAAAUCUAUGAUCCAUUCAUUUGGAGUAUUAAUGAUCAUUGUUAGAAGGAGGGCAGACUCCAGAUUCUCAUUCCCCAUUUUUCAAACUUGUUACAUUGAUAUGCACAUUAUUUUAUGCCAAAUGUUUGUAAUUGUUUAAAGCAUAAAGUGGAAACAUUACACAUUGUCCUUAAUAGAUUCAUGUAAAUUUUAAAUAUAAUUAAUAAAUGAUAGA